GUGAAACUGAGCGUGCGUCCGACCGCAGAUAAAGAACGGGUGACGUAACCACUUCCACAACAACAAGAAGCUGAGAAACAAGGAAGUGUCAAGCCGUAAGCUAUUAUAAGGCCGAGACAAGAUACACAAAGCGCCGUUUAAUCUGAUGUUCCUCAGCCUCCGAAUCAGUCCACAACAAUGAAUAACAAAGGCUCAUACCCACAGCAGGCUGUGUACCCUCAGCAGAGCUCUGCACCUGUAUACCCUCCUGCUAUGCAAAUGUCUCCUCAGGCACCUCCAUACUCAGACACACCACCUGCAUAUUCUGAGAUAUACCAGCCCAGAUACGUGCUUCCACCUCAGGUGCCUGGUCAGGUGCCUCAGAUGUCCUCUCCCUACCCUGGUGCUCAGGUGUACAUGCCCAUGCAGCCACACAUGCCCGUUGGUCCGGUGGGCCAGAACGUUCCCAUGGCUUACUAUCACAUGGGAGCUGUUUACCCCCCUGGUUCAACAGUGAUGGUGGACGGUGGCUUUGAUGCUGGAGCUCGUUUCACAGCUGGCAGCAGUGUUUCCAUCCCACCCCCACCCCCUGGACACCCCCCUAAUGCAGCUCAGCUGGCUGCCAUGCAGGGUGCCAAUGUUGUCAUGACACAGCGCAAGAACAACUUCUUCCUGGGCGGAUCCAGUGGAGGUUAUACCAUCUGGUAACAGCAGCUACUCCCCUCCUUGUUUAUGCCUAAACCGUACCCCCGUCCCAGAUGAUUCCCCAGACCCUCCCUUACUCCAUACGCCUUCCUCUUCAGGCUGCUUGGCCAUGCCACAAUACUGAUAUCACCUAAUGGAAUGUAAUAUUUUAGAGCCCUUUGUGAAAGGUACAGUACUCCACUUCUGACCUAGAGAUGACCGUCGCCGCUUGGAGAGGACAAAACGCUGAUUUUAAAUGUUGUGAUACUUCCUGUAAUCUUGCAUUUGACCGAAUCUCUUAAAUCAUUCCAGAUUGGACUUCUUUCAGGCAUCUGUUCAGGAGACCCGUUCUUCUUUGAUCAAAUGGCCACAAAUGGCACUGAGAUGUCCUCUUCUUCCUGUAAAACCCACAGAGUCAGAACACCAGACCUGCAUUACCUAGUUUAGCUGCUUUAUGGUGAAAGUGAAACGCAAAGUUGCAAAGUUGCAGUCAAAUAAAAAGAACUCUCCACCUGUCUUUUUUUAAAUAUUUAGUGUAGUUGAAUUAAUCGGUGUGCAAUAGUUAAAUGUGUAAAUACCAGUAGGAUGGUCAUGAGACGCCACAUCUCAGCUCUAUAAGAAAAAAACAAAAGAUUUGGCAUCCUUGAUGCUUUUAGUUAGAACUGUCUUGUCUUUUGCACAGUGUCAAAAAGAAAACCACAUCAAAUUUGUUGCACAGUGAACGGUCUGAGAGACCGUUCCGUUUGAAUCAGCUGUAAAUUAAAUAAAUUCAAUUUAAAGCAAAAGAAAACAAGUUUAAUAGAUUUAAUGCAAUAUCUUAAGUGGUUUACUGUACCUUGUCGGGCAACUUGUAGAUGAACAUAGUCAAGUGCCAAAGAGCACUGGGGAUAGCCCUGAAUCGAAGCAAAUUAACUUCAGUAAACUUAAAGGAAAGAAGUUCAAAGUAAAUCCAAAUAGUAAGAUGAGGGUAAGGGUGGUUGGUGUAACAUUUGAGCUUCUUAUGCAUCCUGUUUCUGUUUCACAGUCGGAUACCCAGAGUUUUAUCACUAAAUGUUUAUUGUACAGAUUUUCAGAGCUACGUUUUUAUUUCCUGUCGCUAUAUCAUUUAGUAUCAACCACGUUUCUUCAGAAAAUGGCCGCCUUCAGAGGAAAAAGAAUCAUGUUUUCUUUUCUAAGUUCUUGUGAACAUCACAGGAAUUCACAUGAGUAGUUAGGCUAAUAAAUUUGAUAGUAUAACCAAUGAGCUGGUUGUACCAAAGAUCAUUUAAGCAUCACCGUUUUAAAGCCGACUUAUCCUGGAUCCAGAUGUUGUGACGCCGUUGGCUCCUGGAGCCUUCGGUCCACCGUGACGGCCAUCGUUAAAGUGUUUGUGUCUGUGUGUGAGUCACCGCCAUCUUUGAGUUGUUGUGUACUUUAGCUGCAAUGUUCCUUUUCUCUGAAAUGCACUGCUGAGCAGACGAGGGUCCACUUUCUUUCUGCAUCCUGUUAAAUUAAAAAAAUGGUUUUUUUUUUUUUUGAGAAAGCUGUGAAAUUCCACAAUCUUAGAUUUUUAAGCACAUCUAGUCCAUAUUAAAGCACCGUAGCGAUGCACCGUGUUGGUAACUCGCCUGGGGGAGCGAACACCUUUAAGAGUCUUUACGUGAAACUGCAUCUAGCAAACCCAAACGAAGUGUUUGAUUCUGACGGAGCUAUCGGUGUGGCUACCAUCAUCUCGAUAUUUGUGAGUGUUUAUCGUCGUGCUGUGAGAGUGUCACUGGGUAUCCGACACAUCAUUAGAACUUUUAAUAGCUGUGGCUGUAGCUAAACACAAAGGUUGGUGUGUUUUUUUAAGGCCACCUGUUUGGAUUGAUGAUAAACAUCUGCUGCGCACACAGGAGCUAACACAUCAAAUGUGACAAACAUCUGGUGCAGCAGCUUUUAUUUUGAAAAGCACAUAAGGUUUUUUUUUAAACAAACGUGUUUUUAUUCAUUCAUUCAAUCAUUCGUACUCCAGCCGCCACGUCAUACCGCUCAGCUGGAGGGACACGAAGGCCACAGCUAUCAAGAGUCCAGAGUAAACCAAACGUGUUUCUGGUUGUUCAUCAGCGUAACGGCGGCUUCGUACAGCUGAGCAGUAGAUGCUAUGCCAACCACAGCAAGCAAAUGGAACACACUGUUGAAGGAUUAUGGACAUUUAAAGUUCAGGGAUUCUCUUUACAACAUUUUGUAGAACGGAUGUACGUACUAAAGUGAUGAGAUGGACUUUGGUACGCAUUCUAUCUUUUAAGAUUACUAAAGGAGAUGAGUGUCACUACAGUUUGCUGAGAAAUGUCAAAGAUGAAAUACUUUGGAAAAAAAGAACUUAGGUGCACUUAACUUUUUUAUACUAAACUUAAAAUUUAAAAUGUAAGUUUAGAAUAAAGGUUAUUUUGGAAAUUUGAA
Messenger RNA from Nothobranchius furzeri (turquoise killifish), 3084 nucleotides. It is a transcript of the gene dazap2, whose product is annotated as DAZ associated protein 2. The record is from RefSeq and is a predicted model, not a curated record. Lineage: Eukaryota; Metazoa; Chordata; Actinopteri; Cyprinodontiformes; Nothobranchiidae.